Prosopis cineraria is the source of this 3390-nucleotide messenger RNA. Its product is annotated as 110 kDa U5 small nuclear ribonucleoprotein component CLO. NCBI's taxonomy places the organism in Eukaryota, Viridiplantae, Streptophyta, Magnoliopsida, Fabales, Fabaceae. Gene Ontology annotation, cellular component: U2-type catalytic step 2 spliceosome; cytosol; U4/U6 x U5 tri-snRNP complex. The transcript has 10 exons. The record is from RefSeq and is a predicted model, not a curated record. Gene Ontology annotation, molecular function: GTP binding; translation elongation factor activity; U5 snRNA binding. Gene Ontology annotation, biological process: mRNA splicing, via spliceosome. The coding region runs from base 181 to 3147 and encodes 988 amino acids.
UCCCUCUGUUGUUGUAAUUUCUUACCCUAAAAUCCUCAUAGCUUUUCGACAUCGUUUUGAAGCUCCGGCGAGUUUUCCUCUCACUUCACUCUCUCACUAGGCUUCUUCCUUCCUUCUCCUCUUCCAGUUCUUUUUGCAUCGCUCCAUUCUGUUGAUUUCUUAGUGCAUUGAAAGCAGAAAAUGGAUGACAGCUUGUAUGAUGAGUUCGGAAACUAUAUCGGCCCAGAAAUUGAGUCGGACCAAGAAAGUGACAGAGAAGAUGAAGAUGAAGAGCUUCCAGACAGACCCACCGAGGAUGAAGCAGCAUCUGACGGUGAGGAUGAACCUGGUGCCACCAAUGGCUGGAUUACCACCUCCAAUGACGUUGAUAUGGAUAAUCAGGUUGUUCUUGCUGAGGACAAGAAGUACUAUCCCACUGCAGAGGAGGUUUAUGGGGAAGAUGUUGAAACUCUGGUCAUGGAUGAGGACGAGCAGCCUCUUGAGCAACCAAUUAUUAAGCCUGUUAGGAAUAUAAAGUUUGAGGUUGGAGUGAAGGAUUCGUCUACCUAUGUUUCUUCUCAGUUCCUUCUUGGCCUCAUGUCUAAUCCUACCCUUGUUAGGAAUGUUGCACUUGUGGGACACUUGCAACAUGGGAAGACUGUGUUUAUGGAUAUGUUGGUGGAGCAGACCCAUCAUAUGUCUACCUUUGAUUCACAUAGAGAGAAACACAUGAGGUAUACAGACACUAGGAUUGAUGAACAAGAAAGAAAGAUAUCAAUCAAAGCUGUUCCUAUGUCACUUGUACUCGAGGACAGCAUUGCAAAGUCAUAUUUGUGUAACAUUAUGGACACCCCUGGUCAUGUCAAUUUUUCUGACGAAAUGACUGCCGCGCUAAGGCUUGCAGAUGGUGCGGUGUUGAUUGUGGAUGCCGCUGAAGGAGUUAUGGUCAACACAGAGAGGGCCAUACGUCAUGCCAUCCAAGAUCGCCUGCCUAUUGUUGUUGUCAUCAAUAAGGUUGACAGGCUAAUAACUGAACUUAAAUUGCCCCCAAAAGAUGCUUAUCAUAAAAUCAGGCAUACUUUGGAAGUGAUCAACAAUCACAUGUCUGCUGCUUCUUCAACUGCUGGCAAUGUACAAGUUAUAGAUCCAGCUGCUGGAAAUGUUUGUUUUGCAAGUGCUACUGCUGGAUGGUCUUUUACUCUGCAGUCAUUUGCUAAACUAUAUGGGAAGCUGCAUGGAAUUCCUCUGGAUGCUAAUAAAUUUGCUUCUCGUCUUUGGGGGGAUUUUUAUUAUCAUCCAGAUACCAGAACUUUCAGAAAGAAACCACCUACUAGUGGAGGGGAACGAUCUUUUGUAGAGUUUGUGCUUGAACCCCUUUACAAGAUAUAUAGCCAGGUGAUUGGAGAACAUAAAAAGAGUGUGGAGACAACUCUUGCAGAACUUGGAGUUACUCUAAGCAAUGCAGCCUAUAGAUUAAAUGUCAGACCUUUGCUGAGGCUAGCCUGCAGUUCAGUUUUUGGUCCAGCCACUGGUUUUACUGAUAUGCUUGUUCAGCAUAUACCUUCACCAAAAGAGGCUGCAAUCAGGAAGGUUGAUCAUAUAUAUACUGGGCCAAAAGAUUCUACCAUUUACAGGGCCAUGGCACAGUGUGAUCCUUCUGGGCCCCUAAUGGUUAAUGUGACUAAACUGUAUCCAAAGUCUGAUUGUAGCGUGUUUGAUGCCUUCGGUAGAGUUUAUAGUGGCAAGAUACAAACAGGGCAGAGUGUACGCGUUCUGGGAGAAGGCUACUCACCAGAUGAUGAGGAGGAUAUGACUGUUAAAGAAGUAACAAAAUUAUGGGUGUAUCAAGCUCGAGAUAGGAUGCCAAUAGCUGAGGCUCCUCCUGGUUCCUGGGUUCUUAUUGAAGGUGUAGAUGCUUCGAUCAUGAAAACUGCCACUCUUUGUAAUGUGGAUUAUGAUGAAGAUGUAUAUAUAUUCAGACCACUUCAGUUCAAUACUCUGUCAGUGGUGAAAACAGCUACCGAGCCAUUAAAUCCAAGUGAAUUGCCAAAAAUGGUGGAGGGCCUGAGAAAAAUCAGUAAGAGUUAUCCCUUAGCAGUUACUAAAGUUGAGGAGUCUGGGGAACACACUGUGUUAGGCACUGGUGAGCUCUACUUGGAUUCAAUUAUGAAGGACCUGAGAGAGUUGUAUUCUGAAGUAGAAGUCAAGGUUGCUGAUCCUGUUGUCUCAUUCUGUGAAACUGUCGUUGAAUCUUCAUCAAUGAAAUGUUUUGCUGAAACUCCUAACAAGAAGAAUAAAAUAACUAUGAUUGCAGAGCCCUUGGAAAGAGGUCUUGCUGAAGACAUAGAGAAUGGAGUUGUUAGUACUGACUGGAACAGAAAAAAGCUAGGUGAAUUUUUUCAGACAAAGUACGACUGGGAUCUCCUAGCUGCACGGUCAAUCUGGGCAUUUGGCCCUGACAAGCAGGGUCCCAAUAUCCUCUUAGAUGACACACUUCCUACUGAAGUUGACAAGAACCUACUAAAUGCUGUGAAGGAUUCCAUUGUUCAGGGAUUUCAAUGGGGUGCACGAGAGGGACCUUUGUGUGAUGAGCCUAUUAGAAAUGUUAAGUUUAAGAUAGUUGAUGCAAGAAUUGCCCCUGAACCACUCCAUCGUGGAUCUGGCCAGAUCAUUCCAACAGCAAGACGAGUGGCCUAUUCAUCUUUCCUUAUGGCCACACCUAGGCUUAUGGAACCUGUAUACUAUGUGGAGAUCCAAACACCGAUAGACUGUGUUUCUGCAAUCUACACAGUGCUAUCCCGCAGACGUGGACAUGUCACAGCUGAUGUUCCUCAACCAGGCACACCAGCUUAUAUUGUCAAGGCAUUUUUGCCCGUCAUAGAGUCUUUUGGAUUUGAGACAGAUUUGAGAUACCACACACAAGGUCAAGCAUUUUGCCUCUCAGUUUUUGAUCAUUGGGCUAUUGUUCCUGGAGACCCUCUGGACAAGAGCAUUGUUUUACGUCCACUUGAACCAGCACCAAUCCAGCAUCUUGCCCGUGAGUUUAUGGUGAAAACAAGGCGUAGAAAGGGAAUGAGUGAGGAUGUUAGCAUCAGCAAAUUCUUUGAUGAGGCUAUGAUGGUGGAACUGGCACAGCAGGCUGCAGAUCUUCAUCAACAAAUGAUAUGAUUCUACCAAAAUUCGAAGUUCUUUGUAGCAUUUGAUGUUUUUGUUCUAAUUUUGACAUAGCCAUAUAACAUCCCGUAGGCAACCUCACAUGUCACUGUAGUGUCCACAUUUAUCUUCUUCCCACCUGGAAAAAUGGAAAGGUAAAGCCUUUUGUGCUUGAACCCUUGAACGAAAGAGUGGUUGGCAAGGAUAUUGUAACAUAUUGUUUUGUCCCUGUGAAAUAGUGGAUGAUUGCAAUUUCCA